AACUGGUUUUGCUGGGUCACUUUGAACCCCGGCCAACAUGCUGCUGAGGAGCUGCUGCACCGUCUGGAUCCUGCUCUUAGGCCCCGCUGCAGCUGCAGUGUUUGUAGAGAAGGACGAGGCCGACAGAGUGCUGCAGAGACGGCGGCGAGCGAACAGCGGCUUCCUGGAAGAGUUAAGACAAGGAAACCUGGAGAGGGAAUGCAUCGAGGAGAUCUGCAACUACGAGGAGGCUCGAGAAGUCUUCGAGGACGACGACAAGACGAGGAAGUUCUGGCUGACGUACGACCGGCGUGACCCCUGCCUGGUCAACCCAUGUCACAACAACGGGACAUGCGUCUACGUGGCGACUAACUACGAGUGUCAGUGUCCUGAGGGAUUUGAAGGACGAUACUGUCAGACAGAUCAUGGUGAAGUUUCCAGUUUUUCUGAAGUGUUAGCAGCUGGGAGCUCUGACCGAUCCACGACACAGGAAGCGACCGAGGGGAUAAACAGGAUGUGAGGUCGAGGAGCAGGACUCAAAACAAACAUCUGUUUUACUUUUUCCACAAUCUUUUUGUGCAGUCUUGAUAUUUUUAAAAUCUGUUUGUGAAAAUGGUCGUUUCCAUGUCUGUACAGAAAU
Toxotes jaculatrix (banded archerfish) is the source of this 619-nucleotide messenger RNA. Its product is annotated as coagulation factor VII-like. The transcript is spliced from 6 exons. Gene Ontology annotation, cellular component: extracellular region. Lineage: Eukaryota; Metazoa; Chordata; Actinopteri; Toxotidae. The record is from RefSeq and is a predicted model, not a curated record. Gene Ontology annotation, molecular function: calcium ion binding. The coding region runs from base 38 to 499 and encodes 153 amino acids.